Linum tenue is the source of this 632-nucleotide messenger RNA. Lineage: Eukaryota; Viridiplantae; Streptophyta; Magnoliopsida; Malpighiales; Linaceae. The record is from the annotation of a GenBank genome assembly.
CCAAUCUUUGUUAUGCAAUUUUGAACAUUUCUAAUGUUAUUUGAUAGGGGAGUGUGUUCACUGCGUUCCCCGCUACAAUAUAUAUGUUGACCUUCAUUGAAUUAGCGACCAUCAAUCCUCCUCUGAAGGUCACAGUUUGCUUUCCUCAACACCGACAGUUCGAAUUUCGUUUCCUAUCCCACCAUAAAGAAUCAUCCUCAAAUUCCUCUCCGAUCGGAGACGGCGACGCCUUGUCACGCCUCAUCCUGCCUCUGUUACCAAGCCCUCCUCUGCCUCCCUCUGUUCCCUUGAGAACUGUUUGCAUCUUUUGAAGUUGGUCAACAAGGUCAAGGCAGCAAACUAGCUCCUGUAGAUAAUGCAACAAAGUGAAGGGAAGAGAAUGGAAUGGUGGAGUGGUGGUCGGCCGACGGUGGUAGUUGCGUCAGCAAUGAAAUAGCAAAUUACAGUGACAAUGAGACUUGAGGAAGAGCUUUAUAAUCUCUCAUAAAUGUGAUAGGUUCUGAGUGUAUUUUUAUUUUUUAAUGUAUUCUCCAUGUACUCGAAUUAAUCUUGUAAUGUAUUUUCAUAUAUUUUAUGAAUAAUGCAUUUACAUCUUAAUUAAUAAAAUUUUAAUAUUCUUAUUUUUAAAUAAA